AUGGCGGGAAAAAAAGGCAACAAGGCAGCCAAAAGCCCCGUUGAGGGCACGGCGCCACUGAACGAGACCUUGGUCCACGAGGCCAAGCGGCACAAAGGCAGCAGGGGCAGGACGGGCCUGAGUGGCCAUCACCAUUGCGACGUCUGCGGCAAAAGCGCCGCCAACAGGUGCAGGCGCAAGGGCCAUAUCGUGGCGUGCGAGAAGCACCCAGAGACUUGGUACUCGGCGUACCAGUCCUGCAUCCUCUGCUGGGAAGAAGCCAAAAGAGAGGCGGCCAGAGAGGAGAAGGAGAGAGAUGCCCAAAGAGCGGCGAGGGGAGGCAGGGCGCCGGGAUGA
Molecule: messenger RNA, 336 nt
Organism: Pyricularia oryzae 70-15
Lineage: Eukaryota; Fungi; Ascomycota; Sordariomycetes; Magnaporthales; Pyriculariaceae
Exons: 3
Coding region: 1-336 (111 amino acids)
Source: RefSeq, a predicted model, not a curated record